AUGCCGUACAACAUUGCCAUGAUCAGCGACUUCUUCUUCCCACAGCCCGGAGGAGUCGAAAGCCACAUCUACCAGCUGUCCACCAAGCUCAUCGACCGCGGCCACAAGGUCAUAAUCGUCACCCAUGCCUACCAAGGCCGCACCGGUGUCCGCUAUCUCACAAAUGGCCUGAAGGUCUACCACGUUCCUUUCUUCGUCGUAUACCGCGAAACCACGUUCCCUACCGUCUUCUCCUUCUUUCCCAUCUUCAGAAACAUUGUCAUCAGGGAGCAAAUAGAGAUUGUGCAUGGCCACGCUAGUCUCAGCAGCCUGUGCCACGAAGCCAUACUUCAUGCGCGGACGAUGGGACUACGCACCGUCUUUACCGACCACUCGCUCUUUGGCUUUGCGGACGCGGCGAGCAUCCUGACAAAUAAGCUCCUCAAGUUCACCUUGAGCGAUGUAGAUCAUGUCAUCUGCGUCAGUCACACUUGCAAAGAGAAUACCGUCCUCCGCGCCUCCCUCGACCCUCUCAUGGUCUCCGUGAUCCCCAACGCCGUCGUGGCCGAAAACUUCCGCCCGCUCUCUCUGCCCACCACAACCCCCUCCGACGGCCUUACCUCCCCAAGCAGCACCCACACCCCAGUGCCGGCACCCCACCACCUCGGCCCCAACUCCACCAUCACCAUCGUCGUAAUCUCGCGCCUCUUCUACAACAAAGGCACCGAUCUCCUCAUCGCCGCAAUCCCACGCAUCCUAGCCUCCCACCCGAAAGUGCGUUUCAUCAUCGCGGGGACAGGGCCUAAAGCCAUAGACCUGGAGCAGAUGAUCGAGCGCAACGUGCUGCAAGACCGCGUCGAGCUGCUCGGCCCCGUACGGCACGAGGAGGUGCGCGAUGUCAUGGUGCGCGGGCACAUCUACCUGCACCCGUCCCUUACCGAAGCCUUCGGCACCGUCAUCGUCGAGGCCGCGAGCUGUGGGCUCUACGUUGUGUGUACGCGCGUCGGCGGCAUACCCGAGGUGCUCCCGGCGCAUAUGACAACGUUCGCGAAGCCGGAAGAGGACGAUCUGGUCGCGGCGACCGGGAAGGCGAUUGCGCUUCUGCGCGCGAACAAGAUCAGGACGGAGAAGUUCCACGAGCAGGUCAAGCUGAUGUACAGCUGGACGGAUGUAGCGGAGCGGACCGAGAGGGUGUAUGAUGGCAUCAGUGGAGUACUGAGCGAAGAGGAGUUUUAUGUCGGAUUCAGGUCUGGCGCGGGGUGGAGCGCGACGAGAGGCAGGGCGGGCGUGCAGAGCUUUGCGCUGAUUGAUCGGCUCAAGAGGUAUUAUGGGUGCGGCAUCUGGGCCGGCAAGCUGUUUUGUCUGUGCGUCAUUGUCGACUACCUGCUCUUUGUGUUCUUGGAGCUAUGGGCGCCGCGGGCGAGUAUCGAUAUUGCAAGGAACUGGCCGAAGAAAGUGGUGCUGCAUGGAUCAGCCAAGCACGAAGAAAGCGGCUCGGGCGUCGCGAGGAAGAGGAGCGCGAGACAUAGGGAGAAGAGAAGGGAUGUAGAGACCGAUAAUUUCUGA
This is a messenger RNA of Coniosporium apollinis CBS 100218, 1545 nucleotides long. Its product is annotated as phosphatidylinositol N-acetylglucosaminyltransferase gpi3 subunit. Gene Ontology annotation, cellular component: glycosylphosphatidylinositol-N-acetylglucosaminyltransferase (GPI-GnT) complex. The record is from RefSeq and is a predicted model, not a curated record. NCBI's taxonomy places the organism in Eukaryota, Fungi, Ascomycota, Dothideomycetes. The transcript has 2 exons. Gene Ontology annotation, molecular function: phosphatidylinositol N-acetylglucosaminyltransferase activity. Bases 1 to 1545 code for a protein of 514 amino acids. Gene Ontology annotation, biological process: GPI anchor biosynthetic process.